This is a messenger RNA of Contarinia nasturtii (swede midge), 1356 nucleotides long. Its product is annotated as required for meiotic nuclear division protein 1 homolog. Lineage: Eukaryota; Metazoa; Arthropoda; Insecta; Diptera; Cecidomyiidae. The record is from RefSeq and is a predicted model, not a curated record. The transcript has 2 exons. Bases 80 to 1243 code for a protein of 387 amino acids. Gene Ontology annotation, biological process: positive regulation of mitochondrial translation.
UGUCGCAUGCUUAUAGAUUUGACAAGUCUGAACGCUGAAAAUACAAUAGUAGCAUUGUUUCAUUUCAAAUGUAGCAAUAAUGAAUUUAAUAAAAUCAAUUUCAAAUGUGUCCAGUGUGGCGGUUAGGUCUAAUCGAUUCCAGUGUACAUUGGUUAGAUUUAAAAGCAGCAAAUCAUUACGAAAUUUGAACUGUGAACCACAACAAUUGUUACGGAAAACUCAAAUCCCGGUGCUGACACAAUGUUCUCAACGAUUACUUCAUUCAUCACCAAAACAUGAAAACAGUUUUCAGCCAAAUGCGUCGUUAAUCGUAAAGAAACGGCCAUUACGUAAGAAACGGCUUGAAAUUGAUGGUGAUUUCAAUGUAUUUGCCUAUGCAACAGCUGAAGAAUAUGACCUUGAAUCACUGCACACAUCUUUAACUAAGCAGAAUUUAUAUGAAACAAAAAGGUUCUACACCGAAUCGGGCGAGGAUGUGUUGCACGUGCGGUCAAAAAUCAAUAUCGAACCAGAAGCGCGGGAUAUUUUCUUCUUUCGUGAAGGUAGCGUGGUUUUAUGGAAUUGUGAUGAAUUUGAAACGAAGAAUAUUCUUCGCAAUUUGAAACAAUUUGAAAUUAGUUCGUACGAUGAAGCGAUGAUUAAAGCAGAAAAAGAGAUAAUGAAAUAUGCGUAUGUGGAAAAUCAAGCGGGUUGUUUAAAAAAUGAAACAUUUUUUGUGCAACAAAAUGGUGAUGCUGAUUUGGAAAAAUAUACAUUUUCAAAUGCAAUGGUAGGCUCGGUCAAAUUGGGCAUAUGGGAAGCAAUGCUUGAAGACUAUAUUGAUGGACUGGCUGAUGUUACAAGUGAUUUAAAGAAUGGACGACGCAUUAAAAUGUCACGAUCAUUAAUUUUACGAAAAACCGGCGAACUAUUUGCACUGAAGCAUUUGAUCAAUUUAGAAUCAGAUCUACUGGAGACACCCGACUUUUACUGGGAUCGAGAAAAACUGGAACAACUUUUCAGCAAAACAUCCACCUAUUUCAGCAUUUCAAAACGCAAACGGACUAUUAAUGAAAAGAUCAACCAUUGCAUCGAACUGACUGAAUUGAUUUCAUCGAAUUUGAACGACGCACAUCAUGUACGACUGGAAUGGAUGAUUAUCGUUUUAAUUAUGGUAGAAGUUGCAUUUGAAACAAUCCACUAUAUUGAUCGGUAUGUUGCCGCUGGUGUUGAAACUAAUACAUCAAAAGAGAAAUUAAGCUAGAUUUUUUUUGAUUAACAAUCAAUUCGAUUAAUAGAUUUUGCAUUUUGGAAAUGUAUAGAAUUGUUUUUUAAGGUCUGUGUUACAUUAAAUGCGUUGCUAAUAUAAUUUAUUUU